AUGAACGCACCUGAUCGUUUCGAGCUCUUCUUGCUCGCCGAUGGCGAGAAGAAGAUUGAGGAGAAGGUUUAUUCUGGCAUGUCCAACACCUCCGACUUUAUUCUAAAGAAGGAGGAUCACACGCUGGGCAACCUGCUCGCUGAGCACCUCAAAGCCCACCCCAACGUCUACAUGGCAGGAUACAAGAUUGCUCAUCCUAAUGUUCCUGAGCUCUAUAUCCGCGUUCAAACAGACGGAACCAUUUCACCACGCGACGUUUUCACAUCAGUAUGUGAAAAGCUCAUCAACCAACUCGAGAUGUUGUAUCAAGAGUUCACUCGCGAGUGGGAGCUGAGACGAAUCACCAACACUGGAGACCAGGGUAAUAUGCCAUCGAAUGGCCAUUAG
Messenger RNA from Trichoderma asperellum CBS 433.97, 387 nucleotides. RefSeq lists its product as uncharacterized. Gene Ontology annotation, biological process: transcription by RNA polymerase II. Lineage: Eukaryota; Fungi; Ascomycota; Sordariomycetes; Hypocreales; Hypocreaceae. Gene Ontology annotation, molecular function: DNA binding; protein dimerization activity. The record is from RefSeq and is a predicted model, not a curated record. Gene Ontology annotation, cellular component: RNA polymerase II, core complex.